AUGAUAGUAAGUUAGCUUGCUAAAUAAGUGUCUGCAGUCUGGCAUCCAUAUUCACCACCCUCAGAUCACAGCCCAAUACAAAUGUAUGCAAACACUUCAAUGUAAUAUACUUUAUGUUGAUCUUCACCUCAAAGUAAAUAUAAUCUCAUUCUAGUUCUUCUGUAGUUGACCUGUCUCUCAGUUUGUGAUUGACAUUACUGGUCAGAGUUGGGCUCUACCACCACCAAGGAGGCGCAGGAGGAGGGACCCAGGUGGGCCUAUAGAAGUUGUGGACUUGAGUGACAACAACCACUCAGAUCACUCAGAUCCAGGGCAGGUGAGUCCACUACCCCAAGGAGAUAAAAAGUAUAAUGGAAUCUCUAAACACGACGGAACACACACCAGAAGUCCAGGUUCUCUGCCCCGCUCCCCAACUGAACAAGAUUUGAAUGAAAACAAAGCCGUUUUAAAAGCAGAAGAAAGGGACAUUCUUGAAUCCAAUCAGGGUUCUCUCAGGGAUUCUUCUUCGACUAGACCAUCAAAUGACAAGAACGCUGUGAAAAGCUCAGACACAGACAUUCCAAUAUGUCAUGUAAAAUCACCAAGUGUGCCUAAAUCUGAACCGCCUGCAGAGGCAGGAGCCUCAGGGUCUUCCACUAACCAGAUAACUGAGGAAUCACAACAAUACUCAGGUAAACCUUCUCAACUACUGUUUGAAGGGAAAGAAGAGCCAGAAUGCCUAAAGUCUGAGACCUCGACCUCUAUAACCAUUCCAAAUGAAGCUCAGACAAGCUGCAUUGGAAAAGUAGAAAAUUAUGUAUUGGAAGAGCAAGAAACAGAGUCUAUCACAACGAACAAACCUCUUUUAAUAGAGAAAAAUAAACAACCAGGGUCUGCACAAUCACUACUAGACGACACUCUCUCCCUCUCCCCCCAAAGCCUAGAAAGCCCCUAUUAUGUCCCAGGUGAUAUAGACCCGGUACCUUUCAGGUUCUCGGAGGAUUGGGGUGCACAUGAAACUCAGCACGACGACACCUGUUAUUCCCCUACACACAUACCCUUUGAGAUGUCUCUCUCUCCAGCUCCACAUGAGGAUCUAACAAGAUGGCGUAGCAGUGCGGUCGUGUAUUCUGUAGUGUGCUCGUGUAAAUAGCCAGUCUUUUUCGUAUUUAUUUCUCAAUCUCACUUUUCAUCCUUCAACUAAAUAUACUUUCCUGCAACCCGCCUCACCCAAUGUGGAUCGGAUUCUAUUAUUUCUUAUACCUUUUUAUCUACAACCGGCUGAAACUAGCCAGCUAAUUAGCUACUUGCUAGCUACUUGCUAUUAGCCACCGUUAGCAGUUUUCACCAUUGUCUGUGGCCUGCACUACCUACCAGCCAGCUCUAGCCUGGACAAUUAUCGGGCAGUCUGCACAGCGUGCUAUCAACCCAGAACAUAUCGGAUUUUCUGCCGGAAUCACUGAAUCACUGGACCUUUAACACCGGAUCAUCGCAACUAGCUAGCUGCAACCGAAUGGAUGUUGUUGUUGGCUAAUCACCACUGUCCCGAAGCAAGCACCAGUUAGCCUUGAGCUAGCCUCAAGCCAGGCCCAUCUCCCGGCUAUCUACCUCUCUGUCAACCGGACGGGAGCUCCUAGUGUCGACACGGAGCCCCGCCGAUCCAUCACGACUGGUCUGCCGACGUAAUCGCCUGAUGUGGUUUCAACAGGCUUCCCGUUGCGACGACCACGAAGAUCCAUCUGCUAGCCCCGGCCCGCUAGCACACGCAAUCAACAGCCGUGCCUCCUGCUCGCCUGUGCCGUAGCAGCCAUCAAACUACUACUCCCGGACUCACCUAUUGCUGUUCACUGGACCUUAUGAUCACUCAGCUACACAGCUGAUGCCUGCUGGACUGUUCCUUUACACGGUACCCCAUCCUGUUUAUCUGUCCUGUUUAUCUGUUUAGCCUCAGCCCAUACUUUCGUCGCCAUUACCAGUUGUUGUCUUAGCUCUCUCGAAUAACACCUGUGAUUGCUUUAUGCCUCUCUCCCAUGUCAAUAUGCCUUGCCUAUUGCUGUUUGGGUUAGUUCUUAUUAUACAAUUUUACUGUAGAGCCCCCAGUCCCGCUCAACCUGCCUCAGAUAGCUCCUUUGUCCCACCCCCCACACACGCGGAGACCGGCUCAAUCGGUGCCUCCAGUGAUGCUAUCUCUUUCAUCGUUACCCAAUGCUAAGGUUUACCUCCACUGUACUCAUAUCCUUCCAUAUCCUUGUCUGUACAUAAUGCCCUGAAUCUAUUCUACAACGCCCGGAAAUCUGUACCCAAUGCACUAGAAGACCAGUUCUUAAAGCCUUUAGCCGUAUCCUUAUUCUACUCCUCCUCUGUUCCUCUGGUGAUGUAGAGGUUAACCCAGGCCCUGUAGCCCCCAGUAUCACUCCUACUCCACAGGCGCUAUCAUUUGUUGACUUCUGUAACCGUAAAAGCCUUGGUUUCUUGCAUGUUAACAUCAGAAGCCUCCUCCCUAAGUUUGAGUUAUUCACUGCGUUAGCACACUCCGCCAACCCUGAUGUUCUAGCAGUGUCUGAAUCCUGGCUUAGGAAGGCCACCAAAAACUCUGACAUUUUGUCACGAGAAUUUCUAUCUCUAAUUAAUCAAACUUAAUGCUCUGAAUAAUUCCCAGAGGGUGUAAGGCUCUGGUUUAAUCAUGAAUUAAACAAAGGUCCACAACCGGCAAGAAUGAUCUGUAUGUUUAAUCAUGGAGAGCUCUGCCGCCAAAAAACACAUAUACAGCUUUUAUACCCCUUGACACACAAAGGCACUUUGCUCCGUCCACCUUUAGGAGGCCUUUAACCAGUUUCUCAGUCCCCUUCACCCUGGAAUGUUUGUCUCAGCAGUUUCUAACUCACCUCCUCUGUUAGUGGGUUUAUAAUGAUAACCCUAACACAGUUCACACAGUCAUCAUCAGUAUUGGGGUUAACAAUUUUAGUCAUAAUCAUAAUUCCUCUAUCACAUUUCCAUCCCCAACUGCCAAAGGGGACGGAGUUGCAAUCUACUGUAGAGAUAGCCUGCAGAGCUCUAUCAUACUAUCCAGGUCUGUGCCCAAACAGUUUGAGCUUCUACUUCUAAAAAUCCACCUUUCCAGAAAUAAGUCUCUACUCUUGCCGCUUGCUACAGACCCCACUCAGCCCCCAGCUGUGCCCUGGACACCAUAUGUGAAUUGAUUGCCCCCCCAUCUAUCCUCAGAGUUUGUACUGCUUGGUGACCUAAACUGGGAUAUGCUUAACACCCCGGCCGUCCUACGAUCUAAACUAGAUGCCCUCAAUCUCACACAAAUGAUCAAGGAACCUACCAGGUACAACCCUAAAUUCGUAAACAUGGGCACCCUCAUAGAUAUCAUCCUGACUAAUUUACCCUCUAAAUACACCUCCGCUGUCUUCAAACAGGAUCUCAGCGAUCACUGCCUCAUUGCCUGCGUCCAUAAUGGGUCGCGGUCAAACGACCACCCCUUAUCACUGUCAAACGCUCCCUAAAACACUUCAGCGAGUAGGCCUUUCUAAUUGACCUGGCCCGGGUAUCCUGGAUGGAUAUUGACCUCAUUCCGUCAGUAGAGGAUGCCUGGUUGUUCUUUAAAAGUGCUUUCCUCUCCAUCUUAAAUAAGCAUGCCCCAUUCAAAAAAUUCUGAACUAAGAACAGAUAUAGCCCCUGGUUCACCCCAGACUUGACUGCCCUUGACCAGCACAAAAAUAUCCUGUGGCAUACUGCAUUAGCAUCGAACAGCCCCCGCGAUAUGCAACUUUUCAGGGAAGUCAGGAACAAAUAUACACAAUCAGUCAGGAAAGCAAAGGCUAACUUUUUCAAACAGAAAUUUGCAUCCUGUCGCACUGACUCCAAAAAGUGUUGGGACACUGUAAAGUCCAUGGAGAAUAAGAGCACCUCCUCCCAGCUGCCCACUGCACUGAGGCUAGGAAACACUGUCACCGCCAAUAAAUCUACGAUAAUCGAGAAUUUCAAGAAGCAUUUUGAUACGGCUGGCCAUGCUUUCCACCUGGCUACCCCUACGCCGGCCACCAGCUCUGCACCCUCCGCUGCAACUUGCCCAUGCCCACCCCGCUUCUCCUUCACCCAAAUUCAGAUAGCUGAUGUUCUGAAAGAGCUGCAAAAUCUGGACCCCUAAAAAUCAGCUGGGCUAGACAAUCUUGACCCUUUCUUUCUAAAAUUAGCAGCCGAAAUUGUAGCAACCCCUGUUACUAGCCUGUUCAACCUCUCUUUCGUAUCAUCUGAGAUCCCCAGAGAUUGGAAAGCUGCCACGGUCAUCCCCCUCUUCAAAGGGGGUGACACUCUAGAUCCAAACUGUUACAGACAUAUAUCCAUCCUGCCCUGCCUUUCAAAAGUAGUUGAAAGCCAAGUUAACAAACAGAUCACCGACCAUUUUGAAUCCCACCGUAACUUCUCCGCUAUGCAAUCCGGUUUCCGAGCUGGUCAUGGGUGCACCUCAGCCACGCUCAAGGUCCUAAACGAUAUUAUUACCGCAAUCGAUAUUAUUAUAAAAGACAGUACUGUGCAGCCGUCUUCAUCGAUCUGGCCAAGCCUUUCGACUCCGUCAAUCACCGCAUUCUUAUUGGCAGACUAAGUAGCCUUGGUUUCUCAAAUGACUGCCUCGCCUGGUUCACCAACUACUUCUCAGAUAGAGUUCAAUGUGUCAAAUCGGAGGGCCUGUUGUCUGGACCUCUGGCAGUCUCUAUGGGGGUGCCACAGGGUUCAAUUCUCGGGCCGACUCUAUUCUCUGUGUAUAUCAAUGAUGUCGCUCUUGCUGCUGGUGACUCUCAGAUCCACCUCUACGCAGACGACACCAUUUUGUAUACAUCUGGCCCUUCAUUGGACACUGUGUUAACAAACCUCCAAACGAGCUUCAAUGCCAUACAACACUCCUUCCGUAGCCUCCAACUGCUCUUAAACGCUAGGAAAACUAAAUGCAUGCUCUUCAAUCGAACGCUGCUUGCACUCGCCCGCCCGACUAGAAUCACUACUCUCGGCGGGUCUGACUUAGAAUAUGUGGACAACUACAAAUACCUAGGUGUCUGGUUAGACCGUAAACUCUCCUUCCAGACUCACAUUAAGCAUCUCCAAUCCAAAGUUAAAUCUAGAAUCGGCUUCCUAUUUCGCAACAAAGCCACCUUCACUCAUGCUGCCAAACAUGCCCUCGUAAAACUGACUAUCCUACCAAGCCUUGACUUCGGCGAUGUCAUUUACAAAAUAGCCUCCAACACUCUACUCAGCAAAUUGGAUGUAGUAUAUCACAGUGCCAUCCGAAGCCCCAUAUACUACCCACCAUUGUGACCUGUACGCUCUCGUUGGCUGGUCCUCACUACAUAUUCGUCGCCAAACCCACUGGCUCCAGGUCAUCUAUAAAUCUCUGCUAGGCAAAUCCCUGCCUUAUCUUAGCUCAUUGGUCACCAUAGCAACACCCAUCCGUAGUAUGCGCUCCAGCAGGUAUAUAUCACUGGUCAUCCCCAAAGCCAACACCUCCUUUGGCCGCCAUUCCUUCCAGUUCUCUGCUGCUAAUGACUGGAACAAACUGCAAAAAUAUCUGAAGCUGGAGACUCUUAUCUCCUUCACUAACUUUAAGCAUCAGUUGUCAGAGCAGCUUACCGAUCACUGCACCUGUACACAGCCCAUCUGUAAUUAGCCCACCCAACUACCUCAUCCCCAUAUUGUUAUUUAUUUUGCUCAUUUGCACCCCAGUAUCUCUAUUUGCACAUCAUCUUCUGCACAUCUAUCACUCCAGUGUUAAUACUAAAUUGUAAUUAUUUUGCACUAUGGCCUAUUUAUUGCCUUACCUCCAUAACUUACUACAUUUGCACACACUGUAUAUAGAUUUUCUAUUGUGUUAUUGACUAUUUGUUUUGUUUUAUCCCAUGUGUAACUCUGUGUUGUUGUUGUUUUUAUUGCACUACUUUGCUUUAUCUUGGCCAGGUCGCAGUUGUAAAUGAGAACUUGUUCUCAACUGACCUACCUGGUUAAAUAAAAAUAAAAUAAAUAACACCAUGUCUCAACCAGAGUCACCCAGUGAACUACCCCACCUCCCCCACCAGUACACACAGUCUCAAACAGGAUCCAGUCUACCCCCAUACCUCCCCUAACAGUGGGACCGAAUUAGGGCUGUUGGAGGCCUCAGAAAUCACCCAAUCCAGUUCCUGCUCUCCCCCCAUAGAGCCAAACCAGCUUGCUUCCCAACAGGCUCCCCAGGAUUCCCCGCUCCCUCCCCAGCUAACCACCAGCUUCACAACCCCUAACGCUUGCAUGGGAGGAACUCAUAGCGAUAAUAAGAGCCAGCCCAGUCAGACCUCCAACCCUACGUCCACAGUCAUCCAAGCUGGGGAGUCCCCAGACUGGCCUGUGGAUGAGACUGAGGCGGACCUGGCUAUGGAUAGCCCCCCAACCGGUUACAUGUGUAGCAGUAUCCCAAGUGACCCUCCCAUGUUGCUACGGUCUGAGGAGAUGGAUGUGGAGGCAGAGUCCAGAUCUCCUGGAGAUUUUCAGGAUGGUUUGGGGGCUGAGAGCCUGAUGACUACUGCAUGGAGUGAUGGCAGUGAUGAAGAGGAUAUGGGUGGAGAGAGGGAAGGUGAUGAGGAUCACACUGAGCCAGACGUCAGCAGAGAUGACAGGCGCUCAGGAAACUGAGGCAGCAGAUGGCUGGACCUGUUCAAGACCUGGUAAUUAGGAGAUAAAUGUUUCCAUCCUCUCUGUUGUUUCUCUCUGUCCCAGGAUGAAGAUGUCCAGGUUAGGACAAUGUAAUAAUUCCAUGCGUAAUCUUUUCAUGCGGGAAGCUUUCGAAAAUAAACUGUAAGUCGCUUUGGAUAAAAGCGUCUGCUAAAUGGCAUAUUAUUAUUAUUAUUAUUAUAAAUUCAUGGGAGCAGCGCCGUUGCUAAAGAUUCUACAGGAUUAGCAUUGUAAACGUGACCAGUAGUCAGGAAAUCAAGUAAUAAAUAAUAAUAAGAAAUCCCAUACAAAUCUGUCAGUUUCAGCUAGAGAUGUCUGCAUUCGUUGAUGUCGCACCUCUAUGGUGAAAGGUGACAGAGCUAGAGCGGUGUUUGUCAGACCAUGAGACAUCCGUCUUCUCACAAAAUCAUCUGUAGCAUCCGAACGGUUUGGCCUACAAACUAUUAUGACCCCUCUGUGGAAAGAGACACGUACAUGUCGGUUGUUUUUCUCUAGGACGCCCACAGGCCUCACAACACUCGUCUGAAAGUCCCCUGGUACCAGUUGAAAAAAUGAAUGGAAGUACAGUACCAGUCAAAAGUUUGGACACCCCUACUCAAUCACCUGACCUCAACCCAAUUGAGAUGGUUUGGGAUGAGUUGGACCGCAGAGUGAAGGAAAAGCAGCCAACAAGUAUUCAGCAAAUGUUCCUUCAAGACUGUUGGAAAAGCAUUCCAGGUGAAGCUGGUUGAGAGAAUGCCAAGAGUGCGCAAAGCUGUCAUCAAGGCAAAGGGUGGCUACUUUGAAGAAUCUCAAAUUUAAAAUAUAUUUUGAUUAGUUUAACACUUUUUUGGUUAGUACAUGAUUCCAUAUGUGUUAUUUCAUAGUUUUGAUGUCUUCACUAUUAUUUUACAAUGUGGACAAUAGUAAAAAUAAAGAAAAACCCUUGAAUGAGUAGGUGUGUCCAAACCUUUGACUGGUACUGUAUAUAUGGAGACAGUUUAGUGCCAAAAAUAAGGGGUUAAAUUCAUGUAAAAAAAUAUAUAUAUAUAUCCUGCUUUCUCUCAGAUAUAGGACAGACACUUCAGAACAAACUUUAUUUUGAUUUGUUUUUGUGGACUAUCUGUACCAUGAAGUGAAUAUGUUAUUCAAUGUGUUUGUAUGGGCUAAUAGCAGUUCAAGUUUUCAUCAAAUAAUAUUUUAUAUAUUUUUUUGAUACUUCAAGGGGUCUUAAAAUUCUAAAACAAAUAGCUAAAUGAUCCUAGGUAUAAACAAUUCCAUAUAGCUUAGUAGAACCCCCCCCCCCCCCCCCCCCCCCCCCCCCCCCCCCCCCCCCCCUUACCUGGGUAACUUCAACCUAGCUUCUGACACAUGCUUACAUACACAGAUCACAUUCCUAUCCUCCAUUGACCAUACCUCUCUCUCUCUCUCUCUCUCUCCAGGACGAUGAGGAAGAGGAGGACGAUGGCUUCGGCGACCUGGAGCCUAUGUGCAGACAGAGCCUGAGCCUGGUGUACAGCACCAUGAAGGAGAACUACCCAGAGGGUACCCUGCAGCUGCUGUCUGACCUGCUGCAGCCCCGCUUCAUCCCCCCAGUCACCAUUACCACCCACCUUCUCAGAGGCAUCCUGCUGGACCCCCAGUGUCCUGACUUCCUCUGUCUGGAGGCCUACACUCUCCUCAUGAAGACCCAAAGGCACAAUCACACUGAUCAGACCACUAUCCCAUGGGACUGGGAGCUGUUGACAUCAGUCAUGGCUGCUGAGCAGGUAAGGACAGUGACAGCCCUCUCUCAGCACCUUAUACACAUAAUUGUUAUUAGAGCAGUAAGAAAACCAAUGUUUCCACAAGCAUCAGGGUUACAAAUGCAUUAUGCCUUUCACUAGGAUACUUGACCUGAUACUUGACCUGACCACAUGCCCUUCCCCCGCAUUCUCCUCUUCCCUAGAGUCGAGGUAAGAGGCUCCACUGUGAGGUUGUGAGGAUGCUGCUACAGUACGUUGUCCAGACCAUGGCGGAUGACUUCCGGGUUAAACUCUCCUUCAGUGACCUCCACCAUUCCAUCACCAAGGCCACCCUGUCAUGUGACUUGCGGUUCACCCAGGUCAGGUGAGCAUUGUGUCCAUGAUUAAAAAUAUACAUAUAUAUAUAUUUUGUUAUUUGUCUCAUUUACUUCCUGAGAAAAGAGUUGGACAUGUAUUUUGUUUAGGGUUGUAUGACAGUAAAUUAGGAUUUUAUUGUUUUGAACAUCUUUUCGCUCCCCUCCACCAGAGAUGUUAUCAACUGGCUCUUUGCUGCUAUCGUGAAAUCAACAGGGAACAAAGUCUGCAGACACCAUCGAGGUGAAAACACAGAAGGAAAGAGAUGAAAAUCUCAAGUGAGUUGCACAAUACAUCUUCAUAAUAUAUUCCACAACCCUUGACUCAUUGUUUUGAGAAUCAAAACAUAGCACCCUACCUGGAAUUUCAGAUCACAGUUCAAAGGAUUCAGAAUAGAAACAGAGUAAUAGCAGUGUGUGUGUCCUGUGCCUUGUUGUGUGUGCAGAAUGGUGUUCCUCCGCCAGAAGAUGCUGUCCUUGGCCUUGGUGGUGGACCGCUCCCCGGCCCUCAACUCCAGCAAACUCUCCGGGGAACUCUUCCACAUACUCAUCAGCACCGUCCUUCUAAGGCAACACAGGUCAG
Coregonus sp. 'balchen' is the source of this 9338-nucleotide messenger RNA. NCBI's taxonomy places the organism in Eukaryota, Metazoa, Chordata, Actinopteri, Salmoniformes, Salmonidae. The record is from the annotation of a GenBank genome assembly.